AUUUGGGGGAUUUCGUUUUGUAACCACCUUACCUGACUUUGAAUAGCGCGCGAUUGAGGUUAUGUUGUGAAACUUGAGUGGUAUUUAUUUAAAAUUUUAACAAAUAAAAUGGAAGAUAUCAACGAAGUGGAUAUAGAAGAGAUUGAGACUGAGAGGCAGCCCGUUACCGAAACGCCAGAAUUCGUAGAAUUAACCACAACAUCCCCCGAAAAACCCAAAUUAGUGAAACUACCCCUAGCUAGAAUUAAACACAUUAUGAAAAUGGACCCAGACUGUAAUUUAGUGAGUCAAGAUGCCCUAUUUCUCGUGACCAAAUCAACGGAGAUGUUUCUGGAGCACCUUGCUAAAGAGUCUGGCAAGUUUAUGGGGAUGGGGAAAAGGAAAACUGUACAGAAGCGAGACGUCGAUGCCGCAAUUGAUAAUAUACCUAGUCUUUGUUUCCUUGAUGGUGCCUUGGAAUAAAAUACUUUUAAGAUUA
Molecule: messenger RNA, 478 nt
Organism: Tribolium castaneum (red flour beetle)
Lineage: Eukaryota; Metazoa; Arthropoda; Insecta; Coleoptera; Tenebrionidae
Gene: PolE4
Product: DNA polymerase epsilon subunit 4
Exons: 2
Coding region: 109-462 (117 amino acids)
Biological process (GO): DNA-templated DNA replication
Cellular component (GO): epsilon DNA polymerase complex; nucleus
Molecular function (GO): protein heterodimerization activity
Source: RefSeq, a predicted model, not a curated record